Molecule: messenger RNA, 1034 nt
Organism: Magnolia sinica
Lineage: Eukaryota; Viridiplantae; Streptophyta; Magnoliopsida; Magnoliales; Magnoliaceae
Product: low affinity inorganic phosphate transporter 8-like
Exons: 1
Coding region: 498-1034 (178 amino acids)
Source: RefSeq, a predicted model, not a curated record
UAUAAAAUAGUUCCACAUUUGAUACAGUUUUAAACCGUUUCAAAACCAAAAAAGUACCCGUUCCUGAAUGGCCUUUUUGGUGUAGUGACAACCAUAUCUACCAGAUGACCCAAAAGUCUAGCUAGUCUAUCCAUCAGGUGGGCCACCUUAGAAAACUACAAUACACCAAAAAAAAAAAAAAAAACCUCCAGACCUGUAGCCCAUGUGAUGAUUGGAACCGACUUGACUUUCGGGUCAAGCUGAUCAUCAUGGCAGGGCUCACCAGAUACGCUUGUCAGAAGGCAUACAAACAACACAGUCGGCCCCAUAGUAAGAUGAAUAACUUCCAUGCAUGAUGUGAACCAAGUUUCCAGGCACGUGAAUAACUUUUCCGUGCAGUUGAAUAAGUGUUGCAGAAAUGGGCCUCACAUAGCGUGUAUCACGGGGACGUGGUUUGGAUGGUGACCUGGACACCAACUAGCUAGCCGGUGUCAAAGCUGUGAGCCCUACCAUGAUGUAUGGUGUUUUAUCCAUGCAAUCCAUCCAUUUUGCAUGAGCCCAAAAAUAGGCAGAUCCAAACCUCAAAUGGACCAUACCACAUGAAAUACCCAAUUAUGGGGCUACUGCCAGAAGCUCAGAAAAUGAAUGCAAUUGAGGUGUAUAAGAUCUCUAGGGCCAUGUUCUUGGUGGCGCUCUUCGCCACUGUCCCGGGCGACUGGUUUACUGUCUUCCUUAUUGAUCAGAUUGGACAGUUUGCGAUCCAGAUUGGCGGGUUUCUCAUGAUGUCCAUUUUCAUGGCAGUUGUUGGAUUCCAGUACAGUGAGGUAAGGGGCAAUUCUUGCGACGGACAAUCCCUGUCGGGAUUUUGCGAAGAAAACAUAUUCCAGUUCAUGGUGUUCUAUGGGCUUACCUUCUUCUUUGCGAAUUUUGGGCCUCACAGCACAACAUUCAUCCUGCUGGCUGAGCUGUUCCUGGCGAGGCUCUGGUCCACCUGUCAUGGGAUAUCGGCAACUGCUGGGAAGGCGAGGGCCAUUAUCAGUGCCUUCGUCGUCUAG